CUGUGGCUUCAGAAAGAAAUGGGAUGCCUAGGAAUGGCAGGGCCCUUCCCUCUGGCCAUGUGGGCAAACAAAGCCCCUCACCAGCCCUUGACUUCUGCAGCCUCGGACAACCAGUGGAGCCAUUCGCUGUUUGCUUUGGUACCCUCGUGGACAAGGAAGAUUUUGUUCAAACGGGAGUCAGAUCUUAACCACCAGCUGCUUGAAGAUGUUUCCAAUAUGUCAGUGUCUUCUGAAUUUGGAAUAACCCUUCAGAAAUGUGGUGUGGUGGAUGUUGAGCAUGACCCUCAAACUGCAUACAUUACACUUGUGAUUAAUAACACCAACACAUUGCUCUCAACAAACAUUACAGAUCUUAUCCUCCUGGACAACAUCACUGGUCUACGCAUUCAAAAAACCAGUGGGAAUACGACCACAGAUGGCGUACAGAUUUAUAGGAAAAGAUUCUUGCAAGGUGGAGAACACUUUGUAAUCAACUACUCUGCACUUCUUGAUGCAAAAGAAAUGUGGGAUGGCAGGAUCUUGACACUGCCUGCAAAGCUAACUUUCAGCAGUUCAUCACAGAAUAAAACACAUCUCGUAUCGUUGACAGCAUCAUUCACCAUAACUGAAGAAAAAAAGACGAAGAUUAUGUACAGCCAUGCCAUCACUGCUUCAGGGUUCUUCAUCGCUUUUUUCAUUUCCCUUGUACUGACAUGUGCUGUUUUUCUCAUCAUUUACCGAACCCAAAUAUUUAAAUGGAGUUUCUGUAGUAAAAACCAGGAGAUACAGCAUGAACUCAGCCAAAAUCACAAACUGGAGCAUUCUCAGUUUAAUUCAGGUGAUCUCUUCAGUGAAGAUAUAAUUAUGAAUGACCAAAUCAUCGAUAUUCUGUCCUUUGAAGAACCUGGCAAUAUGCUUCGGGCUUUAGAAGACUUGGAGGUUGCCAGCCUGACACGGGCAGAUGCUGAUCUGGAGGCACAACGAACACAGAUAUGUAAAGAAGUGAUUGGAAUGAUGUUGAAGAACAUGGUCUUAAGUCACAACCUCUUUCCUCAUGUGGAGAAGAAGAUAAGUUCUAUUUUCAAAAAGCGAUUUCUUGCAAUGGAGAAAGAGAUUCAAGAGGAGUAUGAAAGGAAGAUGGUGGCUUUAACAGCUGAAUGUAAUCUGGAAACCAAGAAGAAAAUGGAAGCUCAAUGCCAGAAAGCAAGAGCUGCAAAUGAAGAGGCUGAGGAAUUAAUGAAGAAAAUUAAUGAAAAGCCUGCUGUAGAAUACAGAAAUCUUCUGGAUAGACUUCACAGACUGGACCAGGACCACCUGAAGAGGUUCCUUCUGGUAAAACAGGAGGAAUAUUUUGCGAAGGCUUAUAGACAGCUGGCUGUUACCCAGAGAAAGGAGCUCCAUACUAUCUUCUUUGCACAGAUAACAAAUGCGACUUUAAAGGGAGAACUGAAGUUGGAAGCAGCUAAAACAUUAGUGGAAGGUUACUCUAAAAUACAGGGAGACAUUGAAGAGCUAAUGGAUUUUUUGCAAGCUAGCAGGAAAUACCAUCUAAAUAGAAGAUUUUCUUACAGAGAGUAUCUUAUAAGUAAGAUACAAUUAAGGCAUUCACAUGUCUCUGCUCUUAUAAAUGCAGCAGCAACCCAGAUAUCAAGUCUCCUUAAUAAGAUGGAAAGAGCAGGUCAUCUACCUGAAAGUCAUUUGGGAAUGCUGCUGGACCGAGCUGAGACUGAAAUUAAUUUUGUUAAACAGAAAUUUGAUCACGAUUUAAAACAAGAAAAGCAAAAGCUUCGGCAGAAACUCAUUACCAAGCGAAGGCGGGAAAUGCUGCAAAAGCAGAAAGAGCAUCAGAAGGAGCAGCUGUCAUUUGGAGACCCCUUCAAAACUACUAAUGACAUCACUCACUACCUGAGACACUGGAAAGAUCUUCUGAGUGGUCACACCAUUGAAUUUGAAGAACUUGUUGAAAAACUUGACAAUGAGGCCAGUGAAGAGCUGAAAGAGCUUCUAUUUAGCCUAACAGAAAAAGCCAUUGAAGAGUUUAAACGUGUUCAAUGUGGAGUGUUUGUGCAAGAAUUGGUCAAACUCAAUGUGCCAAAGUUGUUCCUGCUAGAAGCUGUGGAGGAGCAUAAAAAAGAGAUGGCUGUUAAACAUGAACAGCUUGAAAGGGAAGAACAUGACAAGAGCAUGGCUGCUGAAGAGCUGCUUCAGUUCACCAGGCAAAAGCUAAACCAAGAACUGGAAACAGGCAUUUCGGAACAAAAAAAAUUAAGGAGCUGGGAACGAUCAGUAUUUAUGCAGCUUCUAAGUUUACCCCUCUCGCUGUCGGAGGAGGAAUUGCUUAGAAUGAGGCAAGAGUUACACUGCUGCUUCUCUCAGGUGGACAGCAGCUUGGCUUGGCCCAAGAUAAGAGCAAGAACCUUGCUUCAGACUUUUGAGAUGGAGCAGAGGGACACAGAAAUGCUGAAAGUCGAUCAGAAUUUAGCAAUGACCAGUAAACAGCAGCAUUCUAAAAUGGGAAAAACAGGAUCCAGGAAUAGAAAUAAGUUAGAUAUUCUGAAGAAAUCUUUACAGGCCAAAAUUUUAAUUUAUGAAGACUUGGUGAAAGAUGAAAAUUUGAAUAAGAUUAAGAAUGAGUUGCAGCUUGAAAAAGAGCAUCACCUGCGCGAUCUGGAAAAUAAACUUGGAGAGUAUAUUGCUUCUUUAGCCUUUCAAAAGACUGUUAAAAAAUCCAAAAUGCUGGAGCUUUAUACUGCUAUCAUAAAUGUGCAAGCUAUGCUCUUUGAACAACUGAGCACAUCAAAAACCCUGUCAAAAUUGGAAUGUAUUCAGAUUUUAGAAGCACAUAAUCCUGAGAUUGAAGAACUCGACAGGAAGCUGGAGUAUGAGAUGUUACAUAAGGACUCAGCACAACAGCAUCUAAUCAGUAGGCAGAGGUGGAUUCUGGAUGGUUUGGGACUUUCAAGUGAAGCUGUGGAAACAAAUGCAGAAAGACACGUGACAGUUUUGCUAAGACAGGCCAUGAAUAAGUGUAGGCAAUUUAUAAAUCUAUACCAGCAAAGCUUGAGAGAUGAGCAAUGGAAUUGUGUGGUGCUUGAAAAUCUCCUGGAAAAUAUAGAAAUGGAUGCAUUUUUGGCAAUUUAUAGUCAGGAGCUCCGUCUGGCAGGUUAUUUAGCUAAACUGACGAGGGUGCCAAUGGGGAUGUUGCACAGGGUCCUGAAUUGGUUGCUGCCCUCCAGCUCACAAAGUGAGGUUCUUUCUGUCCUCGAUUCCAUCAAUAAAUAUUCAGAUGGUGUUGUUGAUAGUGACAGUAAUGCAGAUGAAUCUGGCAGCUGUAGGAAAAGGAAGAACCAAGAGUUGUGGCAAGCACGGGAGAAAAAAGUGAGGCAAGAUCUGAUAAACAGAAGUUUAGAAAAGAUCCCUUCUCUAAAAAAUAGGAAAGACAGGUAAGGAGAAAACUGGAAGAAACAUAUAUGGGCUUUUUGCAAAAGCAGCC
Messenger RNA from Lepidothrix coronata (blue-crowned manakin), 3472 nucleotides. RefSeq names its product EvC ciliary complex subunit 2 (gene EVC2). The record is from RefSeq and is a predicted model, not a curated record. Gene Ontology annotation, cellular component: plasma membrane protein complex; ciliary membrane. NCBI's taxonomy places the organism in Eukaryota, Metazoa, Chordata, Aves, Passeriformes, Pipridae. The transcript is spliced from 21 exons. Bases 19 to 3426 code for a protein of 1135 amino acids. Gene Ontology annotation, biological process: smoothened signaling pathway.